Phoenix dactylifera (date palm) is the source of this 2055-nucleotide messenger RNA. Lineage: Eukaryota; Viridiplantae; Streptophyta; Magnoliopsida; Arecales; Arecaceae. The record is from RefSeq and is a predicted model, not a curated record.
CCAUAAAAACUAACGGAUAAGCUCCUCCCCCAUCCGAAAGACUUCCCUCGUCUCUCUCUGUCGCUUGCCAUCAAUGCCAUGGCCCAACUCUCUAGGGUUCUUCACACCUCUGUGCUCCCCCACUUCCCCCAGAAUCCAUUACCUCCCUCCAGCUACAACGGCGCCUCUCCUGCAGUCCCCUUCCGCCACAGGACUCGCUGCUCGAUCUCCAGUACUCCGUCCACCACCUCAAGGGCCUCUGAGGCCCGCCCCAUCCCAUGGGGCUGCGAGAUCGAAUCCCUAGAGAGUGCCUCGGCUCUGCAGCAAUGGCUCUCGGAGUCCGGCCUCCCCCCUCAGAAGAUGGCGAUCCAGAGGGUGGAUGUUGGAGAGAGAGGCCUCGUCGCCCUCAAGAACAUCAGGAAGGGGGAGAAGCUCCUCUUUGUGCCUCCCUCUCUGGUUAUCACGGCUGAUUCGGACUGGAGUUGCCCUGAAGUAGGAAAUGUUAUGCGGAGAAAUUCUGUACCAGAUUGGCCAUUGCUUGCAACUUACCUGAUAAGUGAAGCAAGUCUCUUGAACUCUUCAAGAUGGUUGAGUUAUAUAUCAGCCUUGCCUAGACAGCCUUACUCGCUUUUGUAUUGGACACGCUCCGAACUAGACACAUAUUUGGUAGCUUCACAGAUCAGGGGAAGAGCAAUUGAAAGGAUUACUGAUUUACGGGGCAGGUACAACGAUUUAAGAGUCAGGAUAUUUUCUAAAUAUCCACAGUUAUUUCCUGAGGAGGUAUUCAACAUGAACACAUUUGGUGGGUCCUUUGGCAUUCUCUUCUCACGUUUAGUUCGUUUGCCAUCAAUGGAUGGAAAAGUUGCAUUAGUUCCUUGGGCAGACAUGCUUAAUCAUAGCUCUGAGGUGGAGACAUUCUUGGACUAUGAUAAAUCAUCUCAGGGAAUAGUUUUCAUGACUGACAGGUCAUAUCAACCAGGUGAGCAGGUAUUUAUAUCUUAUGGCAAGAAAUCCAAUGGAGAGCUUUUGCUCUCAUAUGGUUUUGUUCCGAAAGAGGGUGCAAAUCCAAAUGACUCAGUUGAGUUGUCAUUGUCUCUUAACAAAUCUGACAAAUGCUACAAGGAGAAACUGGAAGCCUUGCAGAAGUAUGGUUUGUCAAUGCCUCAGAGAUUCCCUUUGCAGAUCACUGGCUGGCCACUGGAGAUGACAGCAUAUGCUUACCUUGUGGUUUGCCCACCAAAUAUGAGUCAACAAUUUGAAGAGAUGGCUGCUGCUGCAUCUAAUAAAAGUAAAUCUAAGACCGGAAUCAACUACCCUGAAUUGGAGGAGCAAACUCUUCAGUUCCUAUUGGAUUGCUGUGAAUCAAGUAUAGCAAAGUACACCAAAUUCUUAGAGGGUGGUGGUGCCCCUGAUUCAGUUCCAACAAAUGCAAAGCAAGCCAAUCGAAAAUCGCUAUUGAAAAAGCUAGCAACAGAGCUUUGCACCAGUGAGCGGAGGAUCCUAUAUCGUUCACAAUAUGUAUUGCGAAGGAGGUUAAGGGAUAUGAGGAGUGGUGAAUUACGGGCAUUAACUCUAUUUAAUGGAUUCAGAAAGCUUUUCAAAUAGGGGAAUGUGAGGUUGAUAGCGGACAAUACUGCAGUUGAGAAAAUUGUUUGUCGUGGAGUAUGUCAACAACCAGAUCGUGAUCUUUAUUCCAUUGUCAUCCACAUGGAAACUCCUGAAAUUUCAUGAGGAAUUAAAUUGCAACAAGAUACUGGUAUCAUAAUAUCUGGUGCAAGUCACCUCUACUGACAUUUAGUUAGACCAUGUUAUUAAGAUAUAAGUCAUUUUGUAACCUGAUAGCCCAAUGGACUGCCUUCCACAAUCACCAUUCCCUUCUUCCGUGUAGUCCACAUGAGAUCUCUCGGAUAUGGCUAUAGCUAUUGGUCGCUCCAGUGGAACUUGGGAUUGUUGCAAUUUGUGAUGUAAAACUUAGUUUUCAGGAGUUUCAAGGAUGUUACAAGUGUGGUGGGGAAAAAAAUAUUUAUAUAUUAUAUCUAAAAUGGAGAUAGCUUAUGUGGAGUUCUUCAUUCGCUA